AUGACUAAAGACAAAGAGAGAAGCCAUAUAAACCCUAACAGCGUCCAUUGUUAAAACUCUCUUUGGCACAACACCAAACACUCAAAAUAUGGCCGUCCCCUAAAGAAAGUACAGAUGAAGAACUCUCUGAUUCUUUCAUGAAGAUCUCGCCAAUAAAGGGUUUUGAUGAGAGGUUCUCAGGUUUCUCUUUAGGGGAUGGCCCAAAACACAAGAGUUCUCAGGUUUCUCUUGGAAACUAUGGUUAUGAAUUGUGUUUAUGUGUAGGGUGUUGUGUGAAUGAUGAUCAUCAUCAUUAUCAUUAUCAUUAUCUAGUGUAUAUGGUGAUGGUGAUGAUGAUGGUUGUGUGUGAAUGGAGCGAUGAAGAUUGCAUGAAGGUUGAUGAAGACAAGCUUGAUGUGUCUUUUGUUAUCCCUCGUUAGGGCAACUUCGAUCCUUUGGCAAGCUUCGGUUCCCCUCGGAAUCAGCAGAUUAUCACUAUCUUUCUCUUACUCUCUCCCUCUCUCUCUCUUUGUCUAUGUUAAUUACUUCUUUGUUUAUUUUGAUUCCGGUUUGGUUUGGUUUAAGUGUGUGUGGGUGGUGUUGUAAUCCUGUGUGAUGCACCGUUCAAGUGUGUUCCUAUCCUAUUUAUGUGUGUGGAAUAAAAGAAUAUUCGGUUUUUAUAUCUAA
Molecule: messenger RNA, 666 nt
Organism: Eutrema salsugineum
Lineage: Eukaryota; Viridiplantae; Streptophyta; Magnoliopsida; Brassicales; Brassicaceae
Exons: 1
Source: RefSeq, a predicted model, not a curated record